This is a messenger RNA of Elaeis guineensis (African oil palm), 499 nucleotides long. RefSeq names its product histidine-containing phosphotransfer protein 1. NCBI's taxonomy places the organism in Eukaryota, Viridiplantae, Streptophyta, Magnoliopsida, Arecales, Arecaceae. Gene Ontology annotation, molecular function: histidine phosphotransfer kinase activity; protein histidine kinase binding. The record is from RefSeq and is a predicted model, not a curated record. Gene Ontology annotation, cellular component: nucleus; cytoplasm. Gene Ontology annotation, biological process: phosphorelay signal transduction system; phosphorylation; cytokinin-activated signaling pathway.
UCCUAUCUGUGAGAAGCUUGGUGUGGAGAGCUAAAGAGACAACAUGGAGGUGGCUUGCUUACAGAGAAGAUUCAUUGAUCUCACAGCCACCAUAUUUCAACAAGAAAUUCUGGACAGUCAGUUCACACAACUUCAGCAACUUCAGGAUGAGAGUAGCCCUAACUUUAUUCAUGAAGUUGUGUCUCUUUUCUUCCAAGAAGCUGAGAAACUUCUCAAUGAACUGAGCAAGGCCCUAGAUCAGCAAAUUGUGGAUUUCAAGAAAGUUGAUGCCCAUGUCCAUCGAUUGAAGGGCAGUAGUGCCAGCAUUGGGGCUCGAAGGGUUAAAGAUGUCUGUAUUGCCUUUCGAAGUUGCUGCGAAGAGAACAACAAGGAUGGGUGUAUUCAACAUUUGCAGCAAGUUAAUCAAGAAUACUACCUUGUGAAAAGCAAUCUUGAAGAUCUAUUGAAGCUGGAGAAGCAGAUUUUGGCAUCUGGGGGUUCAAUUCCAACUAUGAAGUAA